Spodoptera frugiperda (fall armyworm) is the source of this 2969-nucleotide messenger RNA. RefSeq names its product octopamine receptor 1 (gene TAR2). The record is from RefSeq and is a predicted model, not a curated record. Gene Ontology annotation, cellular component: membrane. The transcript has 5 exons. NCBI's taxonomy places the organism in Eukaryota, Metazoa, Arthropoda, Insecta, Lepidoptera, Noctuidae. Gene Ontology annotation, molecular function: G protein-coupled receptor activity. Bases 304 to 1683 code for a protein of 459 amino acids. Gene Ontology annotation, biological process: adenylate cyclase-activating adrenergic receptor signaling pathway.
GACGCGUGCGGAUGUCUUUCCAGCUUGCUUCUCAGUAAUAUGAGAACUCACGAACGAUAUUUUUGAAUUUUGUCAAAAGAAAAUAAAUAAACAGUGUGUUGUUUUUUUGUCGAUACGAAAAUAUUAGGAGAAAAAUUGUGUUUUUUGUUUUUUUUUUUUGGGAAAUUAAAUUGUGGUUAUAUUUUUUUUAAAGUGAUCUUGUAAUAGUGAGUUCUUAGUUUGUGAAAGUUUAGUGGUUUUAAAGUUAUAUUGUACAAGAAAAUGCCAUCGGACAUCCGAAACCAAACCCUCAACCGUUCGUAGAUGAUAUCAGUGCCCGACCUGGAUAUACAAUGGAACAUAACAACGGACACACAGACCGAAAUCAUUAUAGAAAACGUGGGAGAAGAAAAAUACAAUCUAUCGAACAAUUUCUACAAUGUAAUCAGAAGAGCAGAUGAGGUUUCUGAUAAUUGCAGUUUAAAUGUGAAUUUAUCUAAAAGUGGGUGUGUAGAAGUGACUUAUGAUGGCGUGGAAAUUAGUGUUGUGUUUAUACUGUGUUUGUUAAUAGUGGUUACUGUGAUAGGUAAUACUUUAAUAAUCUCUGCCGUGGUUACUACAAAACGGUUGCGAACUGUGACCAAUUGUUUUGUGACCAGUUUGGCUGUAGCUGAUCUGCUGGUGGGGAUCUUCGUGAUGCCGCCUGCUAUUGCUGUUCAUAUAAGUGGUAAAUGGGAGCUAGGCUGGAUCCUCUGUGACAUCUGGAUCAGUCUGGACAUCCUCCUCUGCACAGCUUCCAUCCUUUCACUCUGUGCCAUCAGCGUGGACCGCUACCUGGCUGUCACCAGGCCUCUUACGUACUCCAGAAGAAGAAGAUCCAAGAAGCUGGCUCUUACCAUGAUAUUCUUUGUGUGGAUCGCAGCAGGAGCUAUCACAUGUCCUCCUAUGUUUGGUUGGUACGAACCAGACCACAAUCAGAAUGGAAACUGCAGAUACAAUCAGAAUCCUGGCUACGUGGUGUUCUCAGCCAUGGGCUCGUUCUUCCUACCCAUGGCAGUGAUGGUGUAUGUGUACGCUAGGAUAUCGUGCGUCGUGGCCAGGAGACACCAGCAGCUAGCCAGUAGCACCAAGUGUAAUAAGAAAGGAAAACUCUCCUGCAUCCGCACCGAAUCGGAGUCCGGAUCAGACAAGAUGUCGUUACGGCAAUCAGCUUCAAAACAGACAUCAAAAAACUCAACAGCACACAGCGACUGUUCAUCGCAAGACCACAAAUGCCCCUGCUGUUUCCGACCAGAGAAAAAAAAGAAACACAGAUCUAAAGAAAAAGAAUCUCGCUUCUACAACAACGAUGUUACAUUCAAAGCGAACUUUAAAUACAAAAACACUACAAGACGGACUCAUUCCAUGAGAGAACAUGUAGAGAAUAAUCGUGUUUCUUCUUUAAGAAGGGAGACUAAAACUGCGCAGACUUUGAGCCUUGUGGUCGGCGGUUUUGUUGCCUGUUGGCUCCCAUUCUUCUUGUACUAUCUUCUUACCCCUUUCAUUCCAAGUAAUUACGUGAAUCCAGUCCUUAUGUACAUACUAACAUGGCUGGGGUGGUUCAAUUCAGCGAUAAAUCCUUUUAUAUACGCUUUUUAUUCACCUGAUUUCAGAGUAGCUUUCUGGAGGCUCACUAUAAGAAAAUGUAAGAGAAAUAAACGUUAAGAAUUUGUAUUAUUUCAAUUCGAUUCACUGUUGGUAGUUUCUACUGUUUAUAUUACAUCUGAUAAAUAAGAUUCUGAUCCAUAUAAAAAGAUUCGAUGGUAACUGACAAGUUUGUAUUAUGUCAGGCUGAACAACCGAAUUUCGUUUCUAAAGAAAAUGGGAUAGGUUUCAAAUUGAUUUGCUGUUGGUUUUUGUUUCUUGCAGUAAUCGUAACCAUAUUUCUGUAUUUACUGGGUACUGUUGAAUUAUUAUUCGAUUUCUUUGGAUGAUUUUGUAAAUCAGUUUGAGACUUGUAAGCGAUAAGACGUUGUUUUUAUUGUCAUUUCAUUUCACUCGUCUUCUAUUUUAUUGGUUCUUUCACCUGUGUUCUGAAUGUGAGCAUAAAGGUAAGUGUCCACAGAUCUGUAUCAUACGCAUCGCACGCAACGGAUUUUAGUUUGUCUUGUAUAGAAACUCAUGCAACUGCGUCCACGGAUCCGCAUCGUACGGACUGCUCAUCGGCAAUGCCUACAUGCGAUGCGUACCGAUGACGUCAUACGGAAUGCCGAUGCCAAAAAUCCGAGUGAAAGUGGGAUCGGCAAUCCGAUUGCUAAUACUCACGUCGGCAAUCCGAACGCUGCCGAUACAGUGGACGCAGUCUGAAAAAUUAAUCCGUUUGAUGCGAUCCAUCCGAUGCGUACGAUGCGGGCCUGUGGACGCUUACCUUAUAAGAAGAUAGUUUCCUGUGAUACGAAGUUUUAUAUUACAUAUUAGAAUGAGGUUAAUGAGUUUUUACAUAAAAUGAAAUUGGGAAAUUGCUGCGGGAUCAUAAAAAGUUUCUGUCGCUUCGUGAAAUUUGAAAUUCUCUGAAUUAUUUUGUCUAUUCCAAGUAAUAGGUCAACUGCCUACUUAAUGUUUCUUUUGCAAGUAUUUUAAGUAAUUAGAAAAUUAAUUUGUCUUUUGUAUCUUUGUGAUUAGUUUUAUCUGGGACUUUUUUAAUGAGGAUUCAGUUUAAAGUGUACAUUUAUUUUAAAGUUAAUAAACAUUUUUUGUAAAUAAUAUUUAAUGUGUUUUUAAGAUUAUUACUGGCAAUAAACAAACGUAGACUCAAUAAAAUUUGGUUGUGUAAGUUAUAUUGAAUCAUUAGAAGGAAAUAUUAUAAUAAUACUGGUUUCUGCCAGCGACUUCGCCCCCUUCGCGUGUCUUUAAUAUCCUAUCGCCCUAGUCAGCUCAUACUCUGCCUGUACCAAAUUUCAUAAAAAUCCGUUCAGCAGUUUCAAUGUGUUUGACGGACAAACAUUCAAACA